Messenger RNA from Colossoma macropomum (tambaqui), 1811 nucleotides. It is a transcript of the gene bgna, whose product is annotated as biglycan a. Gene Ontology annotation, molecular function: protein binding. The transcript is spliced from 8 exons. The record is from RefSeq and is a predicted model, not a curated record. The coding region runs from base 258 to 1361 and encodes 367 amino acids. Lineage: Eukaryota; Metazoa; Chordata; Actinopteri; Characiformes; Serrasalmidae.
CUCACCACAAUGCCACAGCAACGGUGGGAGGGGAAGCGUGCGCGACUGGGAAUGGGCAGUUUUAGUUUAGGAAUGCCCUUUUCCCUUCUGUCCCGUGGUGUUGGGUUGCAGGUGCUGCUCCACAUGCUGGCAGGACGGUCACCCAAAACGAUGAGAAAACACUGAAGCUCAAACAUCAGCAGGAGAAACCAGAGGAAAUCACACAGGCAUCUGCAAUCCACCUGCAUCAGGUCAAACCCCGCUCCACUCCAGCAGCCAUGGCGACUGUUGCCUUGACAAUCCUGCUCCUGCCGCUGCUGACCUCUGCCCUACCCUUCCAGCAGAAAGGAUUCUGGGACUUCGGCAAGGAUAUUGAUGUGAAGGACCUGCUGAUGACGAUGAUGAAGGACCAGGAGGAGGGCUCGGCGUACGAGGAGCUCCCCCAGCCCGAGCAGCCCACCUGCCCCUUCGGCUGCACCUGCCACCUGAAGGUGGUGCAGUGCUCCGAUCUCGGUUUGACCCACGUGCCGUAUGACAUCCCCUCAGACACACUGCUGCUGGACCUGCAGUGUAACAUGAUACAUGAGAUCCGAGAGGGAGACUUCAAAGGCCUCAGUAACCUCUAUGCUCUGGUACUGAGAAGCAAUCAGAUCUCCAGGGUUCAUCCCCGGGCCUUCCAGCCUCUGAAGCGGUUGCAGAAACUCUACAUCUCCCACAACCACCUCACCUCCAUCCCCCGCAACCUGCCUGCCUCGCUCGUGGAGCUGCGUAUCCAUGACAACCACAUCCGCAAGGUGGCCGCCGGGACCUUCUCGGGCCUGGGCAACAUGCAUGUGAUCGAAAUGGGCCGUAACCCCCUGCAGAACAGCGGCUUCGAGCCUGGAGCUUUCAUCGGCCUCAAGCUCAGCUACCUGCGCAUCUCUGAGGCCAAACUAACAGGAGUGCCCAACGACCUGCCUGAGAGUCUUCAUGAGCUGCAUUUGGAUCAUAAUCAAAUUCAGGCCAUCGAGCUGGAGGACCUCAGCCGAUACAAACAGCUCCAAAGGUUGGGUCUUGGUUUUAAUCACAUUCGUCACAUUGAGAACGGUGCUUUGUCUUACCUGCCCAACCUGAGGGAGCUCCACCUGGAUAAUAACCGUCUGUCCAGCGUGCCCUCAGGACUGCCUGAUAUGAAGUACCUGCAGGUGAUCUAUCUGCACUAUAACAACAUCACCGUGGUCGGAGUGAAUGAUUUCUGUCCUAUGGGAUUCGGAAUGAAGAGAGUUUUCUACAACGGAAUCAGUCUGUUCGGAAACCCCAUCAACUACUGGGAGGUUCAGCCGGCCACGUUCCGCUGCGUCAGCGACAGGAUGGCCGUGCAGUUCGGAAACCACAAGAAAUAAACUCACACACACACACACACGCACACACGCACACACACACACACACACACACACACACACACACACACAAACAUACACACAUGCAGUAGCGUUCAAAAGUUUUCAUAAAUGCUACUCUAGAUUUAAAAAAACAAGUACAAAGCUGUAAAUAAAACAGUUCUAUGAGCAGUUCUAACAAAAUUAAUAUGUAGAAUGCCUCAUAUUCGACUAGUGCCGGAAAAUGUAUCAAGAAAUCACAGUAAACGGAUAAUUAUAGUAUAUUAUUUAUGAUUUAAUACUUUUUUGGUGUUCCCAAAUUUUUUGAAAUAUCAAAAUAAUGUUGUAAAUUCCUUUUGGUGUUUAGCUUAUAGUAUUUCUGCACUAUGUAAGUUAAUUACUGAAUAAGAUAACAGCAGUUAUUAAUAAAACAACCAUUCCAGUUAUUAUCAAAAAGAUUCAUCCGAUUUCAAA